Molecule: messenger RNA, 8686 nt
Organism: Lycium barbarum (goji berry)
Lineage: Eukaryota; Viridiplantae; Streptophyta; Magnoliopsida; Solanales; Solanaceae
Product: cysteine-tryptophan domain-containing zinc finger protein 7-like
Exons: 11
Coding region: 545-5188 (1547 amino acids)
Molecular function (GO): zinc ion binding
Source: RefSeq, a predicted model, not a curated record
UCUCCCAUGUCAUGUUUUUUCUACGUCUUACCCAUUAUCUCCGCCGAAGAUCUCCAGCGAGUUCUACUCCGCGGAGGUUCUUUAAGCGGUCAUUUCCUCCGCUGUCUCGGUUAAACAUCCACAACAACCCCAGCCCCUUUGCUUUCCUUCGUCACCGUCAGACCUCGCCAGAGACAUCAUCUGCGACGAAACUCAGACAUUAACGAUGCCACCAGGCCCACUUUUGUUCCCCCUAACCAGAUCUACCAGAUUUGACCAGAGAAAGUGACUCCAGGGAAGUCGUAGCUCUUUUUAUUUUCCCUGUUGUUGUUCUCGUUUGAUGUUUGCUCUAUUACAGGCUUACAACAUCGCUCUGGCGUCCACCGUUGAAGCGACGCCAUUGACCCUUUAAACGUUGCUUUGAUUUUUUGUGAUAUUAGCCGGAAAACAUGCUAUUUCCGGUGAAUCCUGCUGGCCGGAUGUUUUGCCCUUUUAUUGUUCUUUGGAGCAGGCUACCUGAGACAAAAGAUCUACUUUCUUAAGAGAUUCGAUUCUGAACUCUUAUAUGUCCAAGGAUGAGAAGCUUCAAAGUGUUUUGGGUCAUUUUCGGAAAGAUUUUGAAGGUGGUGUUUUUGCUGAGAAUUUGGGGGCAAAAUUUGGUGGAUAUGGUUCGUUUUUACCUACUUAUCAGCGCUCCCCUACAAUUCUAUCUCAGCCAAGAACUCCACUGAUAUCUCAAAAUCAAGGCGCAUCAAGAUCGCCCAACCAUUUGGCCUCCGAGGGGCCUCCUCAGAACUCUAUGGCUGUGUCUGAUCCUCCUCCAACUCGGAGGAAUGGUACAGCUGGUUCUGCUAGACAAGAUUCAUGCUUUUCGGCCCAAGAAUCUAAUAAGUUCCCUGCAAAACAUGAUGUUUCUAUGAUUAAGUCACUUAAUCCAACUGAUCAGAGAACACUCAAACUCCGGAUUAGAGUUGGUUCUGAUAAGACAGCUCAGAAGACUACUGCUUUACACACUAGUCUUGGGCUUAUUUCUCCCUCUUCAUCGAUGGAAAAUAGUCCCACUGAGAGCGGUGAGAUGUUGUCCAAGUUUCAAGAAAUUCACAGUGAUUCUCCAUCCAACAUCCUUCAGACAAUGACUUCUUUCCCAGUUGCUGGAAGCAUGCUGCUUUCACCUCUUCAUGAGAAGUUAUUGACUUUGUCAAGAAAUGAAAAAUGUUUCGUAGACAAUGAGCAUGUGGCUGCUGCAAAGGAUACUAACCCUCAAUCUCUCAUGUCUGCCAAUGGUUCAACUUCCAGGCUGGAAUAUGGGGAUGUCUUGAUCAGGAAGAAAACUAAAUCAGUUGGUAAAAGUGAAUAUGCCGAGGAACUGAAUUCAGAGGUCAGAAAUGACACGAUCUCCUUGUUUCAGAAAAACUUGGGAACUGAGAGCUUGGAAAACAGGCACUGCUUCUCAAAUGACCUUAAUCAGAGAGUUCUGCCUGAUUUAGUAUGUGAUACUCAUGAAUCAGUGAAAGUUGCUGGUGGGGCACCUGAAGCUGUAGAAGACUCAGAGAAGGAUGUUCCUAUGAAGAAAAGGGAGAUCAAACGACUUAAAGAUCAAUUGUUUGGUAGUGAUUUGGAUAAGGAUGACUCGUUGGAAUCUUCAUCUGACCUAAGCGGUGACAAAUAUGAUCACCAGGAAGUAAGAAGUAGAUCAGUGGAACUCCAGUUUAAAAGCAUUCAGAAAAAUGCUUCUUUUGAUAGCAAGGAAGGUGGCAGGAGCAAAUGCAGCAGAUCAGUUCCUUCAUUUAGAGCUGAUUCUGAUGUAUCCGAGAGUGAGAGGGAUUCUAGUGGGGCUGUCUCUCUGCGAAAGAAAGUUGUUAUGAAAGCUGCAAGCCAUAAACCUGACCAACCUAGGAUACCUCACACAGAGAAGCAAUCAUCUGAAGGCAAAAAGAAAUUAAUAGAACAUCAACCUGGUUUGAAGCCAGCUGCAGAUGUGGCAGAGGUAAGAGGGGUUUCUGUUACUCUCAAGAACAAGAAGAGUUCUAAGAAGGAUGUCCGCGUGGCUCAUGUAUAUGAUGCACAGUUAGAAAAACCCACAAAUCAACUGGAUUCUCUGAGUAGACCUCCAGGUGAUAAGUUGAAGAAAUCUAAACUGGAGGCAUGUAAAGGACAACAGUCAUCUUCUGCUAAAUCAAGACAGGUGCCAAGCAAAAAAGUUGAUAGUCAUGUGGCAUGUGUGGCCCCUAUGAAGGAUCCUUCAGCCGUGGACAUAAAGGAUGCGAAGGAGCUGGCAUCUGAAGCUGAGCCACCAGUUGCUCCUGUUGUUAUUGAAGAAGAUUGGGUUGCCUGUGAUAAAUGUGAGACGUGGCGUCUUCUUCCAUAUGGUACAAAACCCGAGCAUUUGCCUGAGAGGUGGAUGUGCAGUAUGUUAUACUGGCUGCCUGGAAUGAACCGUUGUGACAUUAGUGAGGGGGAGACGACAAGAGCUCUGCAUGCCUUGUACCAAAUGCCCCUUCCUGAUAACCUAAGUAGCCUUCAAAAUCAUGCUGGUAGAAGUGCGGCUGGAGUAGUUCCAGCUGACAUGCUCGGCAGUAACAGUCAGAAUGCGGGUUUCGAUUACAUGGCUAACGGAGGAAAGAAGAAACAUAAAUUAAGAGAGACACCAAACACAAGCAGCAAUCAUGGUCCAUUGUUGACCACAAACUCAAACUUGCAACAUGAACUGGUCAAAAGAAGAAAUUUGAAGAAUGUGAACCAACCUGUUGCUGAAUCAAAUUCAAUUAGCAAAUCCAAUGCACAGAUUCCCCUUAAGUCGUCUGAUGUCCUUGGCAAACAUCUGAACAAGCCGAAGGAGCGCAUGGCUAAUGGUGAUGAAAAGCCAAAAAAGAAAGCCAAAAGGGAGUCCGAUCAAUAUGAUCACAGGGAUCUGAAAAAAUUAAAAAUCAAAAGUGACCAAGCUUUUGUGGCAACUCGAGAAGUUGUGACCGGUAUCCAGGACUACAAUGAAAGUGGUAAUUUGAAGGAGACAAAGCCUGGGGUGACAGAAAGGUUACAAAUUUUGGAAAAGAAGCAUGGCAAUCGAGCCCAGGAUUCAAGGAAUAGUGGCUCGAUUGACGUAAAAACCAAUAUUGGAAGAGAAAUUUCUGUAAAGAAAAGAAAAUUGAGGGAUCAAGACUAUUUAAUGAAUUCACAGAGUAAUGAUAAUCACUUGCGUGACAGUGAUGGCAAUGCAAUUGUGAGGGAGGUUAGUGGUGAGAGUGGUUCCAGAAAGCAGAAGAAACCCAAGGCGUUCCAUUCUGAAAAAAAAGAGUCCAGUACAAGCAGGGGUGAAGAGAAAUCAAGAACAAGAGGUACAGCUACCAGAAUUGUUCUACCAGGAACCAGGGAUUUUCCUAUAGACAGAAGUGUGGAAAGAGAACAUCAGACAAAGAAGUACAGAGUGAAGGUUCAGUCUCGAUUGACGAUGGAAGAUAUUGAUUCAUUGAAAAAGGACUUGGGUUCUGAACAGUUAUCAACGGCUGCCACUUCAAGCUCUUCAAAAGUUUCUGAUUCCCGGAAACGCAGAGCGAAUCACCAAGCGAAAGGAUCACCUGUAGGGUCCGUUUCAUCAUCUCCCAUGAGGAUGUUCAUCACGAGUAAGGCUUCACCUGCAAGAAUGGAGAGUUCAGGGAAAGAUGAUGCUAAAUUGGAAGAUAUUGGAAAUAGCCAUAUGGGUAAUAGUACUGUUGAUGUUCUGGAGGAAUGUAGCCCCUACAUGACUGAGAAGCAUGCUGCAUAUUGCUCUGAUGGCAAGGGUAGAGUCAGCAAGAAACACGUUUCUAUGCCUAACGAACAUAAAUCUGCCAAAGAUUCAACAUUGCAAUUUAAGGAGAAUGCUGGUUUUAAUACUCAAAGGGUAGAAGAGAAGAUAUCUGAUCAAAUGGGCACCAAGGAAGUCCUGAAUUCAAAGAUUGACCAUAAUUAUCUUGACUCUAGUACUAAAUCUUUCAAAACCAAUCAAAAAGUUAGUAAGAAAGAUCCCACACAUUGUAGUGAUACCAGGAGAGAGCACCGAUUGAAGCAUGAUGGUGUUGGGUCAACUACAAAGUUGAAUAGUGUAUGCGACAUGGAAGGAAAAGUUCUUACGAAGCAAAAACCUCCUCAGGAAAUUGAUGCUCGAAUCGUAACAAAUGGUAGAUCAACUCAGACAGAAUCCAGGGACCGAAGGUCACAAGUUGGUGCACAUGCUGAAGAUAAACUAGGCACAUCAGUUAUCAAGAGCAAACCUGCUUCAGGUUCCCAGAAAGGAAGUCUUAAAGAUGUAGGGACUGCUAAUACUUCUGUAAGUGCCAGGGUGUCAACUAUGCUAAAAGAUCCUGGCAUUGGUGUGUGUCAAAAUGUGAGUCACAACAGCAUGGGGCAUUUGGAGCCUGAUCAUUGUGUGGUGCAGGAACCUAGUGCUCCCACCCCCUCAAAAAGGGAGACCUCUAGUCAGACUGCUUCUACCGUCUUGAGAGAAGCUGAAGACCUUAGAGAUGUUGCUGAUCGUCUUAAGAACUCUGGAUUUCAUGCUGAAUAUAAUGAAGCUUAUUUCCAAGCGGCAUUGAAGUUUCUUCAGGGUGCUUCACUUUUAGAAAGCUCAAAUGGGGGAAGUAGCAAAUCCGGGGAGAUGAAUCAAAUACAAAUCUAUAGUAUCACAGCCAAACUUUGCGAAACUUGUGCACUUGAAUAUGAGAAACGUGGUGAAGCUGCUACUGCUGCUUUGGCCUAUAAGUGUAUGGAGGUUGCAUACAUGAGGGUGGUAUACUGCAAAAACAUGAGUUCGAGUAGAAUUUGGCAUGAUCUGCAAGCAAGUUUGCAAGUUCCCCAUCAAGGUGAAUCUCCUUCAUCUUCCGCAUCUGAUGUUGAUAACACAAACAAUCAAACAGUGGCAGAGAAGACUGCUUUAUCAAGAGGCUGUGGUUCUCAUGCUGGAAAUCAUGUUAUUGCUCCUCGAAACCGUCCUAGUUUUGUUCGCCUGCUUGACUUUACAAAGGAUGUAAAUUCUGCAAUGGAGGCAUCUAGAAAAGCGCAGAAUGCUUUUGCAGCUGCCACAAACCUUGAAGAGGCAGAGAAUAAAGACGCUAUCAUUUCUGUUAAACGGGUUAUUGACUUCAGUUUCCAGGAUGUAGAGGAGCUAAUACGUUUGGUGAAGCAAGCUAUCGAGGCAAUUAACAAUAAUGGUUUUGGUGGCAGUAGAGGUUAAAUCAACCUGUAUUUAAUGUGGUUUUGCUUGUUUUCACCAUUCACAAGCAGGCCUUUGGAAAUGGGAGGGAAGUGAGGAUCUGUAUUGCAAUUUGGUGAAGAGGCAUGCUGUUAAGUGUGUUAUAUUCCUGUACAUGUGUACAAAGUGGGAUUGAUUUGCUAUUUCAUGAAAUUUUGAGAAUUCAACUUUUUGGUAUAUGAUAAGGCCACAGAUGCUCAACCUUAAAAUAUACAGGUUGGGGACGAGGUGUAUAAAGUUUCAACUCUUCAAGGAUAAGAUUCAGAGUUUGCUUAAGAUCCAGUUUUGAAUAUUUGGUUCUUUCUGUUGGCAAUAGAGAAAAAUAGGAGUAUGGAUAUUGAGAGCAUUAGGUGACAUAUCUAAGUAGACAUGAGUUCCAUUCUAGUCCCAGUGUUUCAUCCUUUACUAGAGGACUUGGAUCCUUGGGUUGCCGUAUAUAACUUAUUUUUUCUAAUGGAACGUAAGGCACAAUUUUGGUGGAGGAAUUUAGUGGAAUUACUAUGUUAUCUGCCAUUGUUUCUUCUUACUCCCUCUUUUUUUUUUUUUUUUUUUUUUUUUUUUAAUUUCGUCAAAAUAUAUGACAAUAAGCCACUGAUUCUGCCUCACAAAUUUUGUUUUAUAUACUUGGCAUAUUCCCAAGGAACUUCGCAAAAAAAAAAAAAAAAAAAAAAAAGAAAGAAAGAAAAGAAAUAAGGAAAAGAGAAAGAGAGGAAAAAAAGAGGGGAGGAGAUUGGUACAGAAUUGCAUUUUCUGGUAUGUAAAAGAAAGGAUUGGAUAACAUGGUUAAUCACUUAUGUCUGCAUGCUUGUAAACAUCUUAUCAGCUUCUGCUCUCUUUUAAUGAGCCAAGAAGAUGUCAUAUUUUUUUUGGACAGCUUGGUAUCCAUUAAAUCUGUUGAUCUUGAAAGAACAUUCUGCAGAAGAAGUUGAAGUUUUGCUGUAAGUUGCGCCAUCCUUCCCUUUGUUUGUAUUUAUGAAGAUUAGACUUGAGUUUCCUUCCAUGUUGCCUGGCUGAGUUUUCAACUGAUCUUAUUGUGGGGAAGUUGCAACAGGACAUCUGUUUAGUGCAGUCAACGAAUAGGGAAAUGUGUUCCUCGUGAGACACGGUCAAACUCUGGUUGCUCCUUGUGUUCCGGAAAGGCAUGCCAGGUAAGGCUAUCGUCUGUGGUCCUUUACUCUUUUCACUAGAUGUUGUUGUUUUAAGUUUGUAACCCGCUUAGAUAACAAUAAUUAAUUGAAUAUGUGUUGCGUGCCAGCAAAAGUUUGGUUCAUCAAUGACUGACAGCAAAAUUGUUUCCAGAAGGCCGACACCAAAUGCAUCAUUAUUUUAUUCAGGUGUCUAUAGCUACAUUUCUGACUUGAUAGUGGUAUCAAGAUGUAUAGUAGAUAAAUAACUCAUGUUCCUAGUCUAAUCCAGAAAGAUACCAAAUUCUCCUUUAGGUGCUUCAACUGCGGUAUUCUUGAUGCAACAAAAUUAAAACAGAUCAAAAUGCCUAGUCACAACUGUUUUUAGCAUUUGAGAAUAGAAGUUAGCGAUGCUAGUUUCUAAUAUAUCUAUCUUUCCUUAGUAGCUUUGGUUUUUGGAUUUAAUCUAGUUUUAAUUUUCCAUUUGAGCCGUUAGUUUCUAGGAAAAAUGAGAGAAUUUUGGUGUUUACUAGUGAUAAUCUUCUAUGAAGGAGUUGAUGGUUAGGCAUAUUUUGCUCUAAGUGCUAAUAAAAUUAUGCAACUGCAGCAUUUUCUGCUAAGGUGCUGAUACAAUUAUAUAUAUCGUUAACAAUUUUUUCCUGUAGGGGGUAUGAAUGAAAAGAAAUAGGCAUCUUGGAUGACAAUAUUUGUCGCUUGGGGGGGGGGGGGGGGGGGGCGGUUAUGGUGUACAUCACUCUGGUCAAUUUAGUCUAGUCUGUCAAACUUGUUUAGUUCUAUCAUGUCCUUGUUGUAAUGCCCAUUUAUGUGGAGGUAGGAUAAGAAAGCUCCAAAGGUAGUUGGGAUGGCAACAGUUAUAACCCAAAUAUUUACCCUGUAAAAGGGGACAUUGUGGUUGCCCUUUUAAGUGUCUGUGCACUGGAAAUCUGCCUGACUAUAAACAUGGCUUUGCUUGUGAAAUGGUUUCGGAGAAUCAUUUUUGAAGUGAGUUCUUUGUGCCAUGAAGUAGUAUUGAGCAGAUAUGGUAAUAGAAAUAGGAGGGAUGAUUGGUGAGACUAUAUAUUCUGUUCGCUUACUGUUGACGUAGUCAUCAUAUUACAGUGGUCAAGGUAGUGAAAGAUAUGGUGGAGGGUGGAUGAUGAACCGUAAGGUGGACAGAAAACUGCUGAUUUACUGCCACAGGUAUGUACUACGUUAUGAGUAACAGAGGAUAUUCUCCCAGCUGAUUUUAUAUUUGUGCCAUGAAGUAGUAUUGAGCAGAUAUGGUAAUAGAAAUAGGAUGGAUGAUUGGUGAGACUAUAUAUUCUGUUCGCUUCCUGUUGACGUAGUCAUCAUAUUACAGUGGUCAAGGUAGUGAAAGAUAUGGUGGAGGGUGGAUGAUGAACCGUAAGGUGGACAGAAAACUGCUGAUUUACUGCCACAGGUAUGUACUACGUUAUGAGUAACAGAGGAUAUUCUCCCAGCUGAUUUUAUAUUUGUGCCAUGAAGUAGUAUUGAGCAGAUAUGGUAAUAGAAAUAGGAUGGAUGAUUGGUGAGACUAUAUAUUCUGUUCGCUUCCUGUUGACGUAGUCUUCAUAUUACAGUGGUCAAGGUAGUGAAAGAUAUGGUGGAGGGUGGAUGAUGAACUGUAAGGUGGACAGAAAACUGCUGAUUUACUGCCACAGGUAUGUACUACGUUAUGAGUAGCAGAGGAUAUUCUCCCAGCUGAUUUUAUAUUUGAGGAACCAAUAACAGGCAGCUAUCUUUGCAUGAGAGUUUGCUAGGGCUUACUGGAGAUGACCUGGUGCAGAGUCUCAAAUUUAGAGAAGGAUUCUUGUCAACUUAUCUGCUGUGUUUAAGGGAGAUGUUACACUAUGGUUUGCUGUUUUUAUCAUCGGUACAUGUCAACUGAGUCAUGCUGGAAUAAAUAACAUCUUGUUUUGCUGCUCUUUGCUUGACAAGGGAAAGAAUGGAGAAAAAAAAACUACUGUGGGAAUUCAUCGCGUAUCUGCUUAUUUUAGUGUACCUGGGAGUUGAAGGAGAAAACAAACUACUGUGGGAAUUCAUCGCAUAUCUGCUUAUUUUAGUGUACCUGGGAGGGGAAGGACAACAUGUUUCUUUUUCUUGAAGAAACAACUGUUUCAUCAAUCACAUAUCAUAGACAAUGUGAAGUUGGGUCACUACUGGAUGUUACACUUGAAGCAUGUGGUUUUAGUUUUAGUUUUGUUAUUUGUUAUUAUAGCGUUGCACGUUAUAAACGUCUGUAAUUUGAUUAACAUCAGGAAUUCCAUAUUCUGUUUUGGCUGUGACAUGUAAGAAUUGGAUAUUUUCUGAUAAUCCCUUUUCUCAUUGCUGUCAA